AUGAGCGAUGAUUUGCGAUAUGUCCAGUAUGAGGGCGAUAAGGAGGAAGAGUAUCUUCCGGCCAUACGGCAGUUGAUAUCGAAGGACCUUUCAGAGCCAUACAGCAUCUAUGUGUACAGGUACUUCCUCUAUGAAUGGGGAGACCUCUGCUUCAUGGCACUGGAUGCGUCUUCCUCCCUUAUCGGCGUCGUAGUCUGCAAGCUCGAACCCCACCGUAGCGGCACCUUCCGUGGAUAUAUAGCUAUGCUCGCGACCCAAGAAACACAUCGAGGGAAGGGGAUAGCUACAAAGCUGGUCUCAAUGGCUAUCGAUGCGAUGAAGGCACGCGAUGCCGACGAAGUCGUUCUGGAGACGGAGGUCACAAAUGCAGCGUCAUUGAAGUUAUACCAGCGGUUAGGAUUUCUAAGGAGCAAGAGGUUGCACCGCUACUAUCUUAACGGCAAUGCGGCAUUUCGAUUGGUGCUGUACCUGAAGCCUGGUACCGCGCUCAAGAGACCCGAAGAGGAUGGUGUUGGUAUGGGCCAUAUGGGACAUGGAGUGCCGCUCACAGGCGGGGAGGGAGGCGACCACGUGUCUCACAGAGAAGGCUUCUCAUGA
This is a messenger RNA of Westerdykella ornata, 597 nucleotides long. Its product is annotated as acyl-CoA N-acyltransferase. Lineage: Eukaryota; Fungi; Ascomycota; Dothideomycetes; Pleosporales; Sporormiaceae. The record is from RefSeq and is a predicted model, not a curated record. Gene Ontology annotation, cellular component: NatC complex. The coding region runs from base 1 to 597 and encodes 198 amino acids. Gene Ontology annotation, biological process: N-terminal peptidyl-methionine acetylation. The transcript is spliced from 2 exons. Gene Ontology annotation, molecular function: protein-N-terminal amino-acid acetyltransferase activity.